Molecule: messenger RNA, 2247 nt
Organism: Daktulosphaira vitifoliae (grape phylloxera)
Lineage: Eukaryota; Metazoa; Arthropoda; Insecta; Hemiptera; Phylloxeridae
Exons: 13
Coding region: 657-2147 (496 amino acids)
Source: RefSeq, a predicted model, not a curated record
CUUGACUUGAUAUUCAGAUUAAAGAAUCACACAUAUUUGUAGUGAUCAAAGCUUAUUACUAAUUUAUAUUACUCUCGAGUGAUUGUGUUAUUAAAUUAUUAUGUUGCAUGUUUUAAUAAAAAUUAUUAAGAAUUAUGAACUUUAAUGAACACUACAGUUUUUUUAUGAAAAUCUGUUUUUCAACUGCGAAUAUAUGAAUAGCUUAUUUAUUUUAGCUUCGAUGCGAAGCUGAAAAGAAUAACUAAUUGGUUUUAAAUAGUACUAAGUGUGUAAAUACUCAAUUUGAACAUUCCAACAUUGAUUCUAUAUUAAAGAUUGGUAAAAAUAACAAAACUAACAAGCUCAUAAAAAAAACAGAAAAUAAAUCUAGCAUCGUUGCAUUGAGAGGCAAAUUGUCAGUGCCAAUAAGGAUAAAGCCAAAAAAAAGAUUAGAAGUGACUAGAAGUAAUAGACAUAUUGACACGCCGGUAAAGGUCGCUAGAUCUUUAAACUCAUGUUUAUCUUUAAAAUCGCAUAAGACGCAAUUGCAUAACAGUCAUCAAACAACAUCUAAAAAUGAUGAAGAUUUUCUUGAGGAUGACUUCGAAGUAUUUAAACAGAAUUUAUUCAAUCAUUGUGAAAACCAACAUUUGAACUCUAAAAAUGAAUCCAGACCAAUGUCAGUGUCCAUAUCAUUUCGCAAAACCCUUGAGAUUUGUUCUAAUGAGGAUUCAGAAAACUUUAUACAUUUUAACAAGAACAAGUGGUUAGAAAUGACAAUUCAAGAAAAAAAUAUGUGGCUUAAGAAAUAUCUACAUAAAAUAAAACGUGAGAUAAUUUUAGUAUAUAGAAUGAUAGUAGAUUAUCGUGGAGGAGACAUAUUACAAGAUGAACUAUCCGAGUUAUCAUCAAUUUCAUCAAUGGUUGACAUAAAACCAAUAAAAGAUCUCAAAAGUCCUAAUAUUCAAAAUGAUUACUUAACUUUAAUGGUUCAAAUCAAGGAACUUCAAGAACGAUAUAAUGAAAUUUUGUUGGAAUUGGAAAACACCAAAAACACUAAUACUCAAUUAUCAAAUCGUUUAAACGUAAAAAAAAUUGACCAAGAGAUUUUAACUGAUGGAAUUAGAGUUGAAGAAGUUGAAAAAAAAUUCAAUGAUGCAAAAGAAGAAUUAAAUUCUAUGUAUUUAAAAUUAACUUUUUCAGAAGACCGGAUUGAUAACUUACUGGGAGAUUUAAAAAAUAACCAUGCUGAGUUGGAAACGACAAAGUCGUUAGUAAUAAAGUUAGAAGAAAAAGUAGAAAGUUUAACUAAAACCAUAGAAGAAGUUAAUAAGAAUAGUAACAUACAAAUGAAAAGAAUCGAAGACCUAUGUGAAGAGCGAAAAAAACUUAGAAUAGAUUUAGCUGAUGCAUCUAGGGAAAGAGAUUUAGCAUUGGAGGAAAUAAUUGAAUUAAAAAAUAGAGAAAAUAGGAAUAAUAAAGAAUUGAUCGAUUUAAGAUCACGAGUUUGCGAGAAGAGAACAGAUAUUGUUAUGAAAUCAAUGAAACUUAGUAAUUACAUAGACGAAAUAAAUGAAAAAAAUGAUCAAAUCAAGCACAUGCAGGAAAUUAUUUCUACUCAUGAAAAUAUUAUUAACAGUUUGACAGUUGAUAAUGUGGCGCAAAAUAAGAAAAUAAUAAGCUUAGAAGCAAAUAAAAUUUCAAUGGAGGACAAGUUAAAAUCAUGGGAAAGUAAAGCAACUUGUUGGAUGAACUCAUUCGUUCGCGAUCAGUUUGAGUCAAAAAUAGAGCAGCAAAAAAACGAAAUUGAAAGUUUAAAGAUAUUGGUCAACAAUUUACGAGGAGCAUACAAAAAUACUGAGACUGAAAAAAAUGGGCUAGAGUAUGAAAAUAAUAGGAUAAUAGAAAUGAAACAACGAGUAAUCGAGAAGCAGAACAACGUCAUAAAUUUAAUGAGAGAAAUAAAUUCGCACCAAUCAAAUGAAUUAAUUGAUAGUAAAGUACUAGAAUCUAUGAAUACAAUUUUUUCGAAAUAUGAAGAAGAUAAAAUGUUAGCUGAUAAAUUGGAGGAAGCCUUAAUCGAAAAAACCCGUUUACAACGUUUAGUAAAUGAUUACAAAUUACGGCUGAAUUGUUCUAUCGAUUAUAAUGUUCAACUGUUGGAAUAAUAUGUGAUUUAACAGCAUUUAUUAUAAUAGCUGAAUAAUUAUAAUGAAUAUUAUGUAAUGGAAAAAUAUACAACCAUUAUGUUUAGUCACAAUUUAUAAA